Messenger RNA from Hemibagrus wyckioides, 4815 nucleotides. RefSeq names its product glutamate receptor, ionotropic, AMPA 1a (gene gria1a). Gene Ontology annotation, molecular function: transmitter-gated monoatomic ion channel activity involved in regulation of postsynaptic membrane potential; AMPA glutamate receptor activity. The transcript has 16 exons. Gene Ontology annotation, biological process: synaptic transmission, glutamatergic; modulation of chemical synaptic transmission. Gene Ontology annotation, cellular component: dendritic spine; AMPA glutamate receptor complex; plasma membrane. The record is from RefSeq and is a predicted model, not a curated record. NCBI's taxonomy places the organism in Eukaryota, Metazoa, Chordata, Actinopteri, Siluriformes, Bagridae. The coding region runs from base 168 to 2900 and encodes 910 amino acids.
ACACACACACAAAAGACGUCAGUGGCGAGCACGAGCAAGGAGAGCUCGGUCACUCAGUGUUGGUUUUGUUCUUAGAACAUCCGGGAAGAUUUCAUACGGAACCAUCGUGCUAUACCCAUGCUGGGAAUUCGGCUUUGUUUCUUUCCGCAAAUGCAAAAGGAAAAAAUAUGCAACGAAGCAUCGCUCUGCUCUGCACCAGCGUUAUCGGACUCUGCUUUGGUUCGAGUUUUCCAAGUAACAUCAACAUAGGAGGAUUAUUCCCGGCCGACUCGCACGAAUAUGAAGUGUUCCGAUUUGCGCUUUCGCACCAUCAGGACAUUCCCAAACUGGUACCUCAAGUAGAUAUGGUGAAGAUGGGCAACAGCUUCUCCAUGACUUAUGCCUUUUGUUCACAGUUUGCAAAAGGAGUAUAUGCCAUCAUUGGUGUGUACGACAGGAAGACGGUGAGCAUGCUGAUGUCAUUUUGUGGUGCACUGCACGUCUGUUUUGUGACACCCAGCUUCCCCAUUGAGACCUCCAACCAAUUUGUGAUUCAACUGCGGCCCGAGUUGCAGGAUGCCUUGGUUGGGGUCAUUGAACACUACAAGUGGACCAAGUUUGUCUACAUGUAUAGCUCCGAUACAGGACUAAUCGUUCUGCAGAAGGUUCUGGACACAGCAGCGGAGCGGAACUGGCUGGUAACCUCAGUGAAUGUGGAGACUAUGACUGAAGCAUCCUUCCUCAAAGUCUUUCAGGACCUCGACAAGAGAAAGGAAGGCCAGAUCAUAAUUGACUGUGAGCCGGACCAUCUCAGCUCUAUCCUAAAGAAGAUUGUAGAACUGGGAAAAAAUGUUAAGAACUAUCACUACAUACUGGCAAACUUGGGCUUUUUGGACAUUGACCUGACUGGAUUUAAGAAAGGUGAGGCUAAUGUGACGGGCUUCCAGCUUGUGAACUAUGUGGAUCCAGGUGUCAGCAGAAUAGUUCAGCAGUGGAUGGACUUUGACAAUAAAGACUCCAAAGUUACAAAGAAAGGACUCAAGUACACUGGAGCUCUCACUUAUGAUGGCGUUAAAGUGAUGUCUACAGCUUUUCAGAAUCUCCGCAGGCAGAGGAUUGACAUAUCACGGCGUGGCAAUGCUGGUGAAUGCCUUGCAAACCCACCAGCCCCCUGGGGUCAAGGCAUUGACAUUCAGAGAGCUUUGCAGCAGGUUCGGAUUGAAGGUGUAACAGGACACAUCCAGUUUAAUGAGAAAGGCAGACGAAUCAACUACACCAUCAGUGUAAUGGAGUUGAAGGCUACAGGGCCAAAGAAAGUAGGAUACUUUAAUGAGGAUGAAAAGUUUGUGAGCACAGCAGCCUACAUGUCUGGAAGUAAUGACACCUAUGGAUUUCAGAACCGCACAUACAUCGUCACAACCAUCUUGGAAUCUCCAUAUGUGAUGCUGAAGAAGAAUCAUGAAAAGCUUGUAGGAAAUGAUAAGUAUGAAGGCUACUGUGUGGAGCUGGCAGCAGAAAUAGCCAAACAUGUUGGAUACGAGUACAAACUCAAGAUUGUUGCAGAUGGGAAGUAUGGAGCCAGGGAUCCAGAGACUAAGAUGUGGAAUGGGAUGGUUGGGGAACUGGUUUAUGGAAAAGCUGAUGUUGCAGUGGCACCACUGACCAUCACAUUGGUAAGAGAGGAAGUCAUUGACUUCUCCAAGCCCUUCAUGAGCCUGGGCAUUUCAAUUAUGAUCAAGAAGCCCACAAAGUCCAAACCAGGAGUUUUCUCUUUUCUUGACCCACUGGCCUAUGAGAUUUGGAUGUGUAUCGUCUUUGCCUACAUUGGUGUGAGUGUGGUGCUCUUUCUGGUCAGUCGCUUCAGCCCAUAUGAAUGGCAUGCUGAGGACUGUGAGGAAAGCAGGGAGACCAAUACCAACCAAGCUGGAUCCUUGUCAGGCCAAAAUGCACAGAAUCAGGCCCAACAAAACCAGGAGCAGACCAAUGAAUUUGGCAUCUUCAAUAGCCUCUGGUUCUCACUAGGAGCUUUCAUGCAGCAAGGCUGUGACAUCUCACCCAGAUCUCUCUCUGGCCGGAUUGUGGGUGGUGUCUGGUGGUUCUUCACCCUCAUCAUCAUUUCGUCCUACACAGCUAACCUGGCAGCCUUCCUCACUGUGGAGAGGAUGGUCUCCCCUAUCGAGAGUGCUGAAGACUUGGCCAAGCAGACUGAGAUUGCUUAUGGUACACUUGAUGCUGGCUCGACCAAAGAGUUCUUUAGGAGGUCAAAGAUCGCUGUGUUUGAAAAGAUGUGGUCCUAUAUGAAGUCAGCCCCAUCUGUGUUUGUGAAAACCACUGAUGAAGGAGUGAUUAAAGUUAGGAAGUCUAAAGGAAAGUAUGCCUAUCUGCUGGAGUCCACCAUGAAUGAAUAUAUUGAACAGCGCAAGCCCUGUGAUACCAUGAAGGUGGGAGGGAAUUUGGACUCUAAGGGUUAUGGUGUUGCUACACCAAAAGGAUCACCACUCAGAAACCGAGUAAACUUGGCAGUGUUAAAACUGAACGAGCAGGGCCUGUUGGACAAAUUGAAAAACAAAUGGUGGUACGACAAGGGCGAGUGCGGCAGCGGAGGAGGUGAUUCCAAGGACAAGACAAGCGCAUUGAGUCUCAGUAAUGUGGCCGGAGUUUUUUACAUUCUAAUAGGGGGCCUGGGCCUGGCAAUGCUGGUGGCACUGGUGGAAUUCUGCUACAAGUCUAGGACUGAGUCUCGCAGGAUGAAGCAAUCCAUCAAUGAUGCCAUGCGCUGCACCACACUGACCCGGAUGAGUGGCAAUGGCAGCGGUGGGGAGAAUGGUCGCAUCAUGGCUCAUGACUUCCCAAAAGCUGUGCAGACAUUACCGUGCAUGAGCCACACAGCCGCUAUGGGCCUUGGAGCCUCAGGCAUGUGACUGAUUCUACACAGACACAGCCCCCCAACUGACCAGGGAUGCUCUGUACUGCCAAAAUGAACUCUCAGACUGCUCUCUGCCUACCUAUGAAACAUUUUUCUUAUAUAAGAAAAAAGAUCCCAAACGUUUUGAUGGUGAGAAAAGAAUACAGAGGAAGAUUUGCUGUGCAAUAUGAUGCUGAGGGGACACUUUUUGGUAAUGUUCAUUUACAAAAAAAAAAAAAAAGUUGUGUCGGUGCCAUGCCAGUGUCACAGAGCUGUUUACUUCUGUCUUUAAACGUGCAAUAUUUUGGUUUAUACCGCUGUUCUAUAAUGUUGUCUCCUACCUUAUUUCCACCAGGAAAAAGGAUCACAUAAAAUGUGUUAUUUUGCACAGAUUUAUUAUAUGGCUUAUAUGUUUUAAUGACUACAGAGAGUCUGUUGUAUGGACUAAAGUUUAAAAAAAAAAUGCACAUAGAACCUAGAACUAGUGGACAAUGUCCUGCCAUGAUUAACUUUGCUUAGCCUAAUUUUAACAAACAUAUCAGAUUAUCUGUUAAUAGUGUAAAUAGUCUGAUGUAAAUCUUAACCUGGGCAAUGGGAGAACAUUUGUUGUUGAUCAGUAGAGCAUAGCAUACUGAACAUGUUGAUUAUCUUGCUGUGUAUUUUUUUUUUCACCUCAACAACCUUGCAUUGCUGCUACGCCUCAUUUAAGGUGCCAUACCUCAUUUGUGCCAGGAUUGACUUGGAAGUGUGUUCAGUGUUUGAAUCUGCAGUUUCAUCAAGAGCAUUUGCAGAAGGGCAUUGGCAAAAAUGUUACAAGCUACUGUGGAUAAAAAGCUUUUUUUUUUUUUUUUAAUUAUUUUACCCAUCUCAUUUAAUGUAAUUUUUCUGCCCUUCAAAUAUAGUAUGAUCAUUCAUUUAUACUGUGCACAGAGCCAAAGCUAAGCCUUUUUGAAGUGUUGCUACAGUAUAGAUGUCCUUUUGAUACAAUAUUCUUUUUACAUCAGUCUAUUGCAAAUGAACAUUCCUCAACUGCCUUGUACUUCUGAAAAAAAAAAUUGAUGUAGGAGUGACCUGAAAGAGAGUUUCAUUUUAGAGUCCAAAGUCUAUCAUUUUCUAAGUUCUGAGACUUUGUAUGGAGCAAAUGCUGAUGGAUGUGGGCCUGCCUUUAAAUUCUCUCUCUGCACUCAUGCUUUAAGAAUGGCUCAUUGAUGACUCCUGUUUUUAACCAAUUUUUAACUUGUAGAGAAAAAGCUCGCCACUGACAGUGGAAAUUAGCUCAAGAUCUGUGUUUAACUCAUUUUUGGGAAACCAGCUCUCAGAGUGAGCUCGAUUCUGAUGCAUUGAAUUUGAAAUAAAGGAGCUUCCCAGGAGUACUAUGCUUUUUCACGCCACACAUUGUGCUUUGUCCUCUGUGUAAACAAAGAGUGCUUUGUACUCCACUCGUUCUCUGUUUCUAGCUUCUUUUAUGUCUUUUAUGAAGGCACAGGAGUUUGGGCUGCUUUGUGGCCUCAUGUUCUGAACAUAUUUUAUACACAGUAAUAGAUUUGUAAUGGCUGACAAAGACAAUGAAUAAUAGUAUAGUAAGGAUUUUUGAGUGCUGUAAGAUUUGCUGUUUUUCAUAUGAACUGGUAUGUUAAGGCAAUGCAAAGAGAUGUGGUUAUUACAGAGAUAAGAAUUAUUGAGAAGUUAGUUGAGAUACUUUGUUUCUGGUUAACAGUUUUACUCUUUUUUGUGGUUGUGAUGCAGAAACGAUCUUCUGUGCUUACCCUUCAUGAUGAUGUGAUUUGUUUAUUUAUGUUUGUUUGUUUGUUUGGCUUAUGUUGAUCAUAAUGAAGAGGUAUGGUUGCAUACAAAUGGUAUGGAUGGAAACCAUAUUAAAUCAAUAAUGAGUAAAACAUUUAAAAUAAAAAGAAAACUCUUUUGUAACCAAA